AUGUCGAUGCCAAUUACCGACAAGGAAUUGCCAGAAACCUUAGUGAUGGAAAUCCUUUUGAGGCUUCCCGUUAAAUCUCUAAUGAGAUUCAAGUGUGUUUGCAAAUCUUGGUGCUCUUCUUUCCAAACCUCCUAUUUUAUCACCAACCAUAAAAACGACAACCUCAAUCUCCUCUUCAAGGGUUUUUUCGGGGGUUUUAAGGUCCCUCACCUCUCCCUACUUUCAACUGAAACAGAAAGUAAGAAACAUGGUGGACCUAAUGUCGAGUUUAAUUUGAAAAUCAAAGAAAAUAUCCGUAUGCCUGUCUCUAUCUGCAGCGGCAGUAGGUCACGACUCACAGUGUCUGGUGUAUGUAAUGGCUUGCUUUGUUUGCAUGAUGGUUAUAGGAUUAACCUUUGGAAUCCUUCCACGAGAGAAGUUAAGCUUCUUCCUGAAUCAACUAUCUCUCUUCCCCCUUCCGUAGAUAGUACUUAUUUUUAUUGCAUGGGGCUCGGGUUUGAUCGUAAGUCAGAUGACUACAAGGUUUUAGUGAAUGUUGUUAAUCGUGUCCACAAUGAAGAGAGAAUUAUCGCGUUCAAAUAUAUAAGUCAAAUUCAUUUAUACAGCCUAAGUACAGAAUCUUGGAGAGAAAUUCCUCAUCCUAAGGUCUCUUUUGAUCGUCUUAAGUAUUUGUUUAACAUUUACAUAAAUGGAUUUUGCCAUUACAUAAAUGGAAUUUGCCAUUGGCCAGCGUUUGAUGAUAGUGGUGAUCUAAUUCUUUCUUUUGACGUGGCUGAAGAAGUUUUCUCGACAUCAUGCCUGCCGAAUUUCGGUAUGUCUAAGGCUGAGUGUUUUUGGUAUAUAGCUUCCUUCAAUGAAGCUCUUGCUACAAUUGUUCAUCCAAUAAGAGGCAUGGAAAAAUGCUAUGACAUUUGGGUCUUGAAUGGAUAUUUAUGGACUAAACAACUUACAAUUGGGCCUAUUCUUGGAGUUGGGAGGCCGUUGGGAUUUUGGAAGAAUGGAGAAUUGUUUCUGGAAAGUGAAAACCAUGACCUAGUUAUGUUUGAUCCUUGCACUGGAGAGCUUCAGGAUUUUGGAAUCCACAUGCCAAUGUGCAGUACGCAGCUAGUUGUUUAUGCUGAAAGCAUUGUUCCAAUCAAGGGAAGUUCAGAAUAUAAGGCAAAUAUAACUCGUGAAGUGAAGUUGCCAGUGAAGAAAUUAGUUUCCACUGCUUCAAUACUAUUGUAUUGA
Molecule: messenger RNA, 1230 nt
Organism: Theobroma cacao (cacao)
Lineage: Eukaryota; Viridiplantae; Streptophyta; Magnoliopsida; Malvales; Malvaceae
Product: F-box protein CPR1-like
Molecular function (GO): protein binding
Source: RefSeq, a predicted model, not a curated record